Molecule: messenger RNA, 2907 nt
Organism: Strongylocentrotus purpuratus (purple sea urchin)
Lineage: Eukaryota; Metazoa; Echinodermata; Echinoidea; Camarodonta; Strongylocentrotidae
Exons: 2
Coding region: 1-1437 (478 amino acids)
Source: RefSeq, a predicted model, not a curated record
AUGCCAAGCAAUGUGUUCCAAGCCAAGAUGAGGCUACAAGGCUUAAGACGGAAGUUAACAAAGGAUGUAGUCUAUCACGAACAUUACACCAAGGUAAUGGAUGCUCUCAUCAAGAAUGAGUAUUCAGAGUAUGUACCAGAACCCAUGGACUACAAAAAAACAGUCUGGUACAUUCCACAUCACGGCGUUCAACAACCGAACAAAUUGAGAGACGUCUUUGACUGUAGUGUUCAGUAUAAAGGAGAAUCGUUGAACGAACAUUUGAUGACAGGACCGGAAAUGACAAAUGCACUGGCUGGCGUCUUGUGCAGAUUCCGGAUGGAAAGGCCAGCCUUCAUGUGUGAUGUGUGGUGGCCUGAUGGUGAUUACCAGCAACCAGUUCAUCACUAUAGAAGGAAGGCACACUUGUUUGGUGCUGCCUCAUCACCAGGGUGUGCGAAUUAUGGACGAAAGAAAACUGUAACUGACCACAAAGACAAGUGUGUAGCUGCAGCAAACUUCGUACACAGUGACUUAUACGUGGUCCAUGGUUUGAUCUCUGUUCCCAAAUCAGCAGAGGCAGUCGACUUGAUGACACAGACUAGAGUGCUCUGCAAGGAAGGAAAACUGCACCUGCACAAGAUUGUUUCCAACUCAAGAGAGGUAAUGCAGGCAGUGCCUAUGGAAGAACGAGCCAAGUGUGUGAAAGAACUCAAUCUACUACACGAUGAGCUGACGAUUGAACGAGCCAUAGGUCUGCAGUGGUGCAUAGAAUCAGAUUCCUUCAACUUUCGCAUCACAUUUGCUGACAAGCCAUGCACCGGAAGAGGAGUGCUUUCAACAGUCAUGUCACUCUACGAUCCUCUUGGACUGAUUGCUCCAGUGACAUUGAGAGGCAUACAGAGUGUUCAGGAAUUGUGCAGAGAAGGUGCUGACUGGGAUGAUCCACUGACAGACAAGAUGAAAAUGGAAAGGGGAGUUUUACGGGUUGGAGGACGAUUAAAGCGAGCAGAGGGUUCAUUUGAUGAGCCGACUCAUCUAGUACCGCUAACUCCAGAUCACCUGUUGACUCAGAAAUCAAGGGUGAUAUUACCGCCGCCAGGUAACUUUCCACGAAAAGAUGUGUACGCCAAGAAACGAUGGAGAAGAGUACAACACCUAGCCAAGAAGUUCUGGUCUCGAUGGAGGAAAGAAUUCCUGAGCCAACUACAGUCAUGGCAGAAAUGGACGAAGCCACAGCGCAACAUGAAGUUAGACGACAUCGUGCCGACGAAGAACGAUAACAUUCCUAGAAACUCGUGGCCGCUGAGAAGAAUCGCUCAAGUGUUCGCGUCUGACGAUGGCCAUGUCCGCAAGGUGAAGAUCACAGUGGGUGAUCCAGAACUGAAUAGACAGGGAAAGCGAAACUCUCCACUGUCUAUUACCUUGACCGCCCAAUUCACAAAUUGGUUUUAUUAGUACCGCAAGAAGACCAAGUGUAAUUCCCAGCCAAGGAGCCAAGAACAUUUAUAGUAACAAACAAGGGAAUUUACAUUUUAACAGUUUAAGUAUGAGAUGUGGAACUCAUUUAAAUGACCUCAUUUGAACUCUAAGGAACCGGAGGUUUAUGGAACUUUUGUUUAUGGCAGAAAGUCAUUAUCUAGACAUUUAUGGAUUUUGUAAAGACUAAUUAUAUUGAAUUUAGGGUCUGAGUAAAAGACUAGCACAGAGAAGAAUAUUUAUUCAUAGAGUCUAAAAGCAAGACUAACUUUAUCUUCAUUAUAUGAUGGACAAUUUGAUUUUUGAAGAAGACAAAUUUAUUUGGUAAAGUCUGAAACUGAGUCUAGUAACAAAUUUGUAGGAAAGGACUGAAGCAAGACUAGUCGAGUAUUAUUGGUCAAGUCUAAAGUCAGAGUCGCUCGUAAGAAACAAAAGGCAGUUAUUCUUUUGGGAAUUCUCUAUGUACAAGAUGUUAUGUGAACAAGUAUGUUCAAUUUAUAGCACCAGGGGAAUGCCGCAAAAUUGGCUGGAAAAAAUUGUUCAUUUCUUUGGUUGUUUAAAAUAACAGACUUUUUCUGUAUGAAAAUAGCUGGGGUUUUCCUGGUAGAAACUGUUUGUUAGCAAUGAUUUAGGGAAUCAUUUUUGGACGAGUCCGAGUUCCAUGCAUGCUAUAAAUAGAUCAUUUGACUGAUAUUGUAGAAUUUAUAUUGCAUGUAUAUUGACGUUCUUAUGCCUUGCUAGGUACUUAGGUAUUUAGAUAGAAUUGCAUAUAUGCUUGCUUAUUGUAAUGGUAGUAUAGUGACAAAGUUUUACAAGCUAUACAUUAGAUUUGAAAUGGUUUAAUAGUGUAUGACGUAAAUCAUCCACUUUAUGAUUAUAGCACUUAGUCCGCUAAACAGAAACUUAAAGGCACAUUAUAGUUCGAUAACGAAGAAGGAGGAAUGUGAGCAUACUUGUGUGAAUGACAGGUCAAGGUCAUGACUUUGUUAUUGUAUUCCUUGACUAUGAUAAAGUCAUUCAAGCUCGUUAAAUAUGGUUACAUUUUUAGUUGAAACCGUGUUAAAUCUGGUUUAGACAUGAUAGAGAUGAUAUAAGUUUAAUUGUGUGUUAGCUGUGACAUUCUACAUAAAGUUCAGAUAGAUUUGUCAAGACAGUGUCUGACUUAUAUAAGAUUUACAAGCAAACAUGAAAAGGAGUUAUAAUUCAGACAAUGUCUUUGAUUUAGUAGAAUGCUAUAUCUGCUUUAAUAUUGUGGAACUUAUAUUCAUGAACACAUACUUAUUAUGCAUUCCUGUUAUGCUUUAUCAUGUACAGUUUUCACGGAGUGAAGGGAAGAAGAACGGAAUAAAGCAGUUGAAGGAGUAAAGAUAAAAGAUUCGUUCAUCAAAGACAGAGUUGCAUUCCCCUCGAUGGUUAUGACUCUAAAAUAAACUGACACUCCCGUAAAAA